AUGAGGAAACUGCCACAAAUGGUCUGCUCAAUAGCAGCAUCCAUUCACGUCGAGGAAUUCGCUACUAGCAUAUCAAAUUUUGGUUCUAACUUUUACCAGCAAGUGAUCCAAUCUGAAUCUGGUAACUUAAUUUUGUCACCAUACUCAGUAGCAAGUGCUCUUGCUUUUCUCUUACAAGCGAGCAAUGGAACUACAUUCGAUCAAAUGAAGAAUGGGCUGCAUUUGAGCGGAAAUAAGUCUUCUAUAGCUGAUCAGUAUUCGGAUUACCUUGAAUCAUUGCAAAAACGUGCCAACAGCUCAACUCUCUCCGUCGCCAAUCAACUGUAUGUUAGACAUGACUAUAAAUUGAACGAAACUUUCCAAGAUGUAGCUGUGAGAAAGUUUUCAGCUGGUGUUGUUCCUGUUGAUUUUCUGGAUAGGACCAAAACUGCAGAGAAAAUCAAUCGUUUUGUUCAAGAGAAGACAAAUGACAAAAUUAAGGAGAUUGUCAAACCAAAUUCAUUUGAAAAUGAAACACGUCUCUUUUUAGUCAAUGCCAUCUACUUUAAAGCAAAAUGGGAACAAAAGUUGACGAAAACAAUAACAGGAAGUUUUUACACGAAAAGAGGAUUUAUAUUCAUGAACUCAGCUCCAGCCGACUUCAUGCAUUCUGAGCAUUGCAUGUUCAACUACGGAACUUUAUCGGACCUGGACGCAUCUGCUCUUGAAAUGAAAUACGCGAAUUCGGAUUUUUCAUUUCUAAUUGUAUUGCCCGAUUCUUACACGGGCCUUUCAUCAUUGGAAAACCAAUUGCAAAAUUACGCCUUGGAAAAAAUCACUGAUCAAAUGUGGAAACAGGUCGUAACUGUCACCAUCCCGAAGUUCAAAAUCAAAUCGGAAAUGAUCCUCAACAAUAUUUUGAGAAUGAUGGGAAUGUCUGAAAUGUUCGACGGUUCUAAAGCCGAUUUCAGUGGACUGCUGGUUAGUAAAGAGCGGUUGUACGUUUCUGAUGCCAUCCAUAUGGCCUAUAUUGAGAUAGACGGAGAAGGAGCAGAGGCUGCUGCGGUCACAGUUAUCAAAGUCGAAACACCUUAUGAUAAUUUUGAUCCUCCACCUCCACCGAUAUUCGUUGCUGAUCACCCAUUCGUCUUUUUUAUUUUGGACGACAAGACCAAAACACCAAUUUUCAGUGGCCGUUUUAUUCAACCCAAUUAGAGAAAUGAAGAGCAGAGGCCAAUAGAACGAAAACAAAAAUUCCUUGAGUUUCUUGCAAAUGUCGUCUGCACAAUUCUACAAUUCUACGGGAGGAUACGAUAUUCUUUUUAGGAAUUGUUUUAACAUUUCUUUUCAAACUUUUUUUUUGUUUUCAAAAUAA
Messenger RNA from Bradysia coprophila, 1354 nucleotides. RefSeq names its product leukocyte elastase inhibitor A-like. Gene Ontology annotation, molecular function: serine-type endopeptidase inhibitor activity. NCBI's taxonomy places the organism in Eukaryota, Metazoa, Arthropoda, Insecta, Diptera, Sciaridae. The record is from RefSeq and is a predicted model, not a curated record.